CUUCAAUAUUUUCAAUUCAAAUAAAAUAUUUUCAAAUACAAGCAAAAAAUACAUUUAUUUUUUACAACUUUCUUCACUAUAAUAAACCAUGAAUUUUAAAAUGGCUUUACUAUUUAGCGUUUUUGUCUAUUUAACACCCUUGGAAGUUUGGUCUUUAAAACGUAUUAAACGUAAUUCCCUAAAGGAUGCUACCAACUCUAGAGUAAAGCAAGAUUUUGUGGCGCUGCAUAAUGGAAAACCAAACUCGGAAGAAAUUGAUAACAAAACCGAUCACAAAGUUUUUGAUACAGGAACUUCAUCUAGUAGCUCCAAAAAUCUUACUUCAGAAUUGAAUAAGAAACGUAACAUUAGCCGACCUUUGGCCGUAAUAUUACGUGAAAGAGAACGGAAAUUUAAUGAACGUCAAAUAGCAGAUCAUAAAGUAACUGGAUUAACAAAUACUUCUCCAGAUUCAAAGCUGGUAAACCAAGCCAUAGAUAAUAAUUUAGAUCAAUCUGUUAUGGAUAAACGUUGUGAUGACCAGGAGCAUUCUAAAGAGACCCAUAAACAUGCCAGGAAUAAACAUUUGCCCCCCAUGUUACAUACGCGAGUUGUAGGAGCACAUGUUAUUAUGCCACCGCAGCCUAUACAAUCAUCUUAUGGACUUUUAAAUCCAAUUGCUUCCCUUGAUGAACUUGUAAAGUUUGGCAAUAUGAUGAUGUUUAAAGUGGGAAUGGAUUCCCUUCCAUAUAUCUCACAAACUAGCCAGCAGUCGUAUUCUCCUAAUUUGCAACAACAAAGACAUUUUUACCGGCAAACAAAUGAACCCAAUUUCGACUAUGUUUUCAAUUCAAUAGAAGGACCACAAGAAGGAGACCACAAAGAUGAGACUGCGAUAAUUUCUAAUCCAACAAUAUUUUUCAAAACCCCAGAUUCAGAUUCUGAAAGUGAACCGAAACAAAUGGCCAGUCUAAUGCAAUCAGCCUUAGAUACCCUGUUGUCCAAUAGCGAUAAAAAUGAAAACGAAAUUGAGUUAAAGUGUCCCAUACAUGUGGAAAAGAAAAAUGCUAAUGAAGAUGGCGUUAUACAAGUCUGUUCAUGCCGUUUCAUAAAGACGGACAAACAGAAAUAAUUUUAAAAGCAAUUAUUAUAACAGCUUUAUUUUUAUAAACUCUUAACUAUUUUU
Messenger RNA from Calliphora vicina (urban bluebottle blowfly), 1165 nucleotides. RefSeq lists its product as uncharacterized. The record is from RefSeq and is a predicted model, not a curated record. The transcript is spliced from 4 exons. Lineage: Eukaryota; Metazoa; Arthropoda; Insecta; Diptera; Calliphoridae. Bases 89 to 1111 code for a protein of 340 amino acids.